AUGGGAGCGCAACAGUCCAAGACGCCUGCGUCUCGAGCGCAUGACAAAGCCGUUGACCGUAUGCGCAAGCUGAAGAUCCAAGAUGCCGAGAGCUCUAGUGAGAUAAAUGAGAAGAGUGGCGGUGGUUUGGCUCGCGAUGCUCAGCCUCUGCCCUUGGAUGCUGUUUCAAUGCUUCCCUCUCAGAUUCUGGACGAUCCGCGAAAUAGACUUGCCCUGUCGGCAUUGAGCUCUGCGAACCCCAGAACGGUUCUCACCUCGCAGGCAUCCAAGAUUGCUAACCAGCAUGUCUUCAACACCAAGAUUCCGCUGGAGGGCGGCCCAAUUACCAACCAACGGUCUAGUGGUCGAUGCUGGUUGUUUGCCUCUACGAAUGUAUUCCGCGUGGCUAUCAUGAAGAAAUACAAUUUGGAGUCGUUUGAGUUGUCGCAGAACUAUCUAUACUACUACGAUAAGCUCGAGAAGGCGAACUGGUUCCUCGAGCAAAUCAUUGACACAUCCAGCGAGGACUUGGAAGGCCGUCUUGUCCAACGACUUUUAGACGAUCUUAUUUCGGACGGCGGCCAAUGGGAUAUGGUGUACAACCUUGUUGAAAAGUAUGGAUUGGUCCCUCAGGCUUUAUAUCCGGAUAGCUGGAACGCAAAAAAUUCGAGCAUUCUGAAUACCGUGCUCAAGACGAAACUCCGCGAAUUCGCUCUUGCUCUGCGCAGAGCCAUCGCCGCUGAUCAAGCACCGGGUGUGAUUUCCGCCAUGAAAAUCAUAUACAUGCAGGACGUGCAAAAGAUCAUGACGCUCCUCCUGGGACCUACGCCGAAUCCUACCGAGGAAUUCACAUGGACAUACGCCGACAAGGACAACAAGGUGCACUCCCAGACCAUGACUCCCAAAGACUUUGCCAAAAACACCACCAGCUCCAACUUCCAAAUCAGCUCGACCACCAUCUCGGACAUGGUGUCGCUGGUGCACGACCCACGCAACGAGCUCAUGUCUCUCCUCACAGUCGAUCGACUCGGCAAUGUCGUUGGCGGCCGCAACAUCACCUACAUCAACGUCGAUAUGGACACCCUCAAGAACGCAUGCGUAAAGAUGAUCAAGGCCGGACUACCCAUCUUCUUUGGCUGUGACGUCGGCAAGUUCAGCGACAAGACGUCCGGAAUCAUGGACCUCAACAUCUUUGACUACGAGGUUGGCAUUGGCACGGAUCUGCUCGGCAUGACCAAGGAGCAGAGACUGCGUGCGGGAGAGAGUCUCAUGACGCAUGCUAUGGUUUUGACGGCCGUGCAUCUGGAUGAGAAGACGGGAAAGCCUGUUCGGUGGAGGGUCCAGAAUAGCUGGGGCACGGAGGAUGUUGGCGAUAAGGGGUGGUUUGUCAUGACGGAUGAGUGGAUGGAUGAGUUUGUUUACCAGGCGGUUGUUGAUCCUAAGUUUUUGAGUAGGGAGGUGAGGGAUGUGCUUGGGCAGGAGCCUACGGUUUUGCCGUUGUGGGAUCCUAUGGGUUCUUUGGCUUGA
Pochonia chlamydosporia 170 is the source of this 1506-nucleotide messenger RNA. Its product is annotated as bleomycin hydrolase. The record is from RefSeq and is a predicted model, not a curated record. Gene Ontology annotation, cellular component: cytoplasm. Gene Ontology annotation, molecular function: cysteine-type aminopeptidase activity. The transcript is spliced from 2 exons. Lineage: Eukaryota; Fungi; Ascomycota; Sordariomycetes; Hypocreales; Clavicipitaceae. Bases 1 to 1506 code for a protein of 501 amino acids. Gene Ontology annotation, biological process: L-homocysteine catabolic process; response to toxic substance; proteolysis.